Molecule: messenger RNA, 1686 nt
Organism: Gamsiella multidivaricata
Lineage: Eukaryota; Fungi; Mortierellomycota; Mortierellomycetes; Mortierellales; Mortierellaceae
Product: vitamin B6 photo-protection and homoeostasis-domain-containing protein
Exons: 5
Coding region: 1-1686 (561 amino acids)
Source: RefSeq, a predicted model, not a curated record
AUGCUUCUCCAAUCCGUCUACGCAUCAACAAGACCCUCCGCACGAUGGACCUCAUCUCUCUACCGCCCAUCCUCGCCAUGGACCCAUCCCACAGCUCAGAGGAUCAACAAACUCUUCCCCACCUCAGCACAGACAGCAGCCCAGGGCCACUUCCUCUCCACCCAGCCACCACCGUCGUCCAGCAAUAGCAGCUAUGGCACCCCUACUUCGCUGAACAUCAGGCAGCGCAAGUCCGGGACCUGGCUGCCCAGGUGGCAAACGGUGACACUCUCCCGGGAUAAGAACUCGACUUCAGGCACGCUUCAAACCUCGUUAGAUGGGAGUCAGCCAAAAAACGUCCCUCCAAAUGAGGAUAUCGACGCCACCAAGUACCUGCUCUCUCCCCAGACGGCCUUUGCGGUGUUCUUACCCAAGGGAUACCCAGAAUCAGUAACAUCCAACUACUGGCCGUUUGCAAAGUGGCAGUUUGUACAUAAUGUCGCGGGAUCUGUAACAGCAGUCAUAUCCACACAGUCGCUGUUGUUCGCGAUGGGGCUUGGAGCAGGAUCAAUACCAAUGGCUGCCGCGCUGAACUGGAUCAUCAAGGAUGGACUGGGCCAGUUGGGUGGUGUCGUGUAUGCAUCGUUCGUCAGCGACAAGUUUGACUCGGAGCCAAAGCGUUUUCGGUUCCAGGCCACAGUGGCCAUGCAGGGCGCAAACGUUCUGGAGCUGUUAACACCGCUCUGGCCCGGAUACUUUCUGAUCAUUGCGUCAAUUUCGAACAUCGGCAAGAAUAUGGCAUGGCUGGCGAGUUCUGCAACACGGGCACAGAUGAACAAGACCUUUGCUCUUCGAGACAACUUGGGUGACAUUACAGGAAAAUCAGGAUCGCAAACAACCGCCGCAGGACUUGUUGGGACCGGCUUGGGAGUUGUGAUUGCGGCGCUGAUGAACUAUGUGGCGGAAGAUCCAACAGUCCUGCCUCUUAUCCCUAUGUGCCUAACUUUCCUGCCGUUUUCAAUCUUCAACAUCUAUUCCAACUACCGAUCCUGUUAUUAUGUCACUACGCCAUCUCUUAAUGUCCCACGCGCAGAGACCGUAUUCAACGGCGUUCUGGAGAAUCUGGCUCUGGAAAAGAAGCGCGACAGCAUAGAAAAUUCCACGGUGACACCUCUUCUGCAGCAAUUGGAGCGUCUGAUCCCGAUUCCGAUGGAAGUUGCGCACAAAGAGGUCUUUGUCUCGCCUUACAUAUCGCCAUUCAGUAUCGACAUCGAUAUUGAACCGGUUGUCAGUCGAUUUGCUCGAAAGGGUCAUGGAACCGAACCAUUGGAUCGCGCGUUCCGACAGACGGACUUUGUGCAAAGGGAACAAUACUAUAUUAUGGUGGAUGAAUCUGUCUUCAAGGCAAAGAGAGGAGGGCUUUGCGGUGGUAAGGUGGUUAUCUGGUUCGAUAAGAAGGCCAAGGGACACGAUUUGAUCCAAGGAUUCUACCACGCAUGUGCAACAAGGGCGAUCCUGGCACGGAGAAGGGACGAGAUUGGUGCUGUGUCCUUGGAUGGGAAUGAGUGGAAUGAGGCAGUGACCAUGGCGCACAGACAGGCAAUAGAGACUGUGCCUCAAUUGAUAGAUGUGAUGAACCAAAAAGGGUGGGACACCGCCAGCCUGUUCCUGACAGACGGUGAUCGCAAUCGUAUUCAAAUAGAAUGA